CAGAGUCCCUGAGGUCCUCUGUUCUUAGAGCUGAAGUUUACUUCCUUCUCACCAUGGAGAUCUUCAUUCUGCUCUCCUUGGCUCUCUUUUCAGAUGCCAUGGUCAUGGACGAAAAGGUGAAGUCAGGCAUUGAGCUGGACACAGUUUCUGCUAAUUGUAACUAUGAUGCCCACUACAAGGACCACACCAAGUACUGGUGCCGGGGCUAUUUCAGGAACUCGUGCAACAUCGUCGCCCUCACCCCGAACAGCACCAACCGUGUGGUCUUGAAGGACACAGGAAGCCAACUCAUCAUCACGGUGUCCUGCCUGGUUAAGGAGGACACAGGCUGGUACUGGUGUGGUAUCCAGCGGGACUUUGCCCGAGAUGACAUGGAUUUUACACAGCUGAUUGUGACUGACAACGGAGAUGGCCGGGCCACUGGUUUUUUACCUGGUAAAGAGACUGCCAGGGGAUCUUUGAAAGACCCUUCAGGGCACAGGAACUUGAGCUGUAGGACUUCUAAAGCUAUCCAAAAGGCAGAGGGCUCCAGAAUGUCCAUCUUGAUCGUUUGCAUACUGGUUACUAGUUUGUGGAUCAUCUUUAUAGUCAGUCUUUUCUCUACGAGAAGGAGAAGCCAAAGGAAUAGAGGAGUUACAGGUAAAAGCAUCACUAGAAGCUCCCAGCCAAGCCAAGCUCCCUCUGUGGUCUCCAUACCCUUGUAGGCAACAGUGUGAAGUUCUUUCCACGUGUCUUGACUCAAGGAAAUGGCCCCAACUGAACACACGUGACUGAAGAUUUCUUUCCUAUUUCGUUCCCAAAUAAAGUGAUGUCGUUACAGUUGAAUCUCCAUGACAACCAGCCUACGUCUCAGAGACUGAUUCUGACCUUUCAGGAUUUCUAAAGGAUUCUCUGACCUCGGAGCAAUCUUUUGUGGCAAGGUGACAACAGUGGUGGCCGGAAGAGCUAAGACAGACCACGCCAAGCAAGGCUGCCAUCAAAUAAUAUCUCCAGAUCUUAGCUCUCGUGCAUUAGAUUAGCUGAAGUGAAGAAGAGGUACAGAAUCUGGGACAAGGGGAAAUGACUUGUAUUUCAUUUAUCAGCCAAUAAAUAUCUGAAUAGUG
Peromyscus californicus insignis is the source of this 1103-nucleotide messenger RNA. It is a transcript of the gene Tmigd3, whose product is annotated as transmembrane and immunoglobulin domain containing 3. Gene Ontology annotation, molecular function: transmembrane signaling receptor activity. The record is from RefSeq and is a predicted model, not a curated record. Gene Ontology annotation, cellular component: plasma membrane. Bases 54 to 704 code for a protein of 216 amino acids. The transcript is spliced from 6 exons. Lineage: Eukaryota; Metazoa; Chordata; Mammalia; Rodentia; Cricetidae.